Molecule: messenger RNA, 951 nt
Organism: Closterium sp. Yama58-4
Lineage: Eukaryota; Viridiplantae; Streptophyta; Zygnematophyceae; Desmidiales; Closteriaceae
Source: the annotation of a GenBank genome assembly
AUGGGGCCAGCAACGGGCAUGGGAGCAGCAGCAGGCAUGCAUGUGGCAGGUGGAUUGAACAGAGGAUAUGCAGCUGUGAAUGGGGCGACCAAUGGAGGAGGAUACGGAGCAGUGAACGGGGGAGGGUAUGUGGGAGCAGGGUAUGCAGGAGGAGGAGGAGGAGGGCUCACAUCUCCCCAAGGGGCAGGAGGAGCGGGUGAGAAUGGCGAGGUGGCGAGGAGGGAGGAGGUGGUGCCGGUGUGUCUGUCGGAGGUGCGGUUUACUGAAGGGUCGGCGGACCGGCAGUGGGCUCGCAAGGACUUUGCAUGGACACGAGAGCUGGAGGAGCACAACUGGAAGCUGUUUGGCAACCGGUCGUUCCGGGCGAAUCAGAGGGAGGUGAUGAACGCCACUAUGAGCGGUAGAGACGUGUUCGUGCUCAUGCCCACAGGCGGAGGGAAGAGCCUCACUUACCAGCUCCCAGCGGUGUGUUCGCCUGGAGUCACGCUCGUGGUGUCGCCACUCAUCUCCCUCAUCUGCGACCAGAUCAUGCACCUCGAACAGGAGUGGCCGGAGCAAAUGCAUUCCCUCUGCUUCCCUUCCCUCACUGCGUUCACCACAUCGCACCACACGCCUACAACUGUGCACCGCACCCCAUCCCUGCAGUACAACAUCCCUGCGGCCUGCCUGAGCGCGAGCCAGGAGUGGCCGGAGCAGCAGCGCAUUCUGCAGGAGCUCUGCUCGCCGUGCUGCCAGAUCAAGCUGCUCUAUGUCACCCCGGAGAAGAUCGCCAGGAGCGACAACCUGUUUCGGCAUCUGGAGGGGCUGUACCGGAGGGAUCUGCUGGUGCGCAUGGUGGUGGAUGAGGCGCACUGUGUGAGCCAGUGGGGGCAUGACUUUCGACCCGACUACCAGGUGUGGGAAUGGUUGAAGUGGGGUAGAGAUGAGUUGGCUGAAGAGGCUCAAGAGUGA